CGGAUGUACGAGUCGAAGUAUCCAGAGGUGGAUAUGGCGGUGAUGAUCCAGGUGAAGAACAUCGCCGAUAUGGGAGCUUACGUUUCUCUGCUGGAGUACAACAACAUCGAAGGAAUGAUCCUCUUCUCUGAGCUCUCCCGUCGUCGGAUCCGAAGUGUGAGCAGUUUGAUUAAGGUCGGGAGAAUUGAGCCUGUCAUGGUCCUGCGUGUGGACAAAGAGAAAGGUUACAUUGAUCUGAGCAAACGUAGGGUUAGCGAGGAGGAUAUCUCAACUUGUGAAGAGAGGUACAACAAGAGCAAGCUUGUCCAUUCUAUCAUGCGCCAUGUUGCUGAGACUCUAUCUCUUGAUUUGGAG
Molecule: messenger RNA, 354 nt
Organism: Camelina sativa (false flax)
Lineage: Eukaryota; Viridiplantae; Streptophyta; Magnoliopsida; Brassicales; Brassicaceae
Source: RefSeq, a predicted model, not a curated record